UCUCUCGGCCACCGCAGCCUGCCUCUCCCCAACAUGCAGAGAGCCUGAGCGACUUUAGUGGAGAGGAGCGGUACUUCCAACUUCUCCUUGCCGUUUGGGGCGUCUUGCCCCCUCCCCCACCCCCUCCCCUCCCAGCGGCGGUGGGAGCCCGGUCCAGGGGCCGCUGGAGGAGGGACGAUGGCCGGAGCUCGCCCCGGGGUUCACGCACUGCAGCUAAAGCCAGUGACCGUUCACGAAACGUUGAAGAAAGGAAGCAAGUUUAUCAAAUGGGACGAGGACCCGCCCAACAGGACUCUGGUCACGCUCCGGGUGGAUCCGGAGGGCUUCUUCCUGUACUGGACCGGGCAGAACAAUGAGGUCGACCUGCUGGACAUCUGCUAUAUUCGGGACACGCGGACCGGACGGUUUGCCAAAGUACCCAAGGACCCGAAGUUGCGGGAGCCGCUGGGGUUCGGAAAGCCGGAGGAGCAUCCGGAGAGCAAGACGGUGACGGUGGUUCACGGGACCGACAUGGUGAACGUCAGCUUCCUCAACUUCAUCACCAUGCAGGAGGAGACGGCCAAGGUCUGGACUGAAGAACUUUUCAAACUGGCCACCAACAUCCUGGCCCACAACGCCUCCCGGCAGACCUUCCUGCACAAAGUGUACGUCAAACUGAAACUGCAGGUCAACCAGGAGGGGCACAUCCCCGUCAAGAACAUCAUCAAGCUGUUCUCCGUGGACAAGAAGCGGGCAGAGAGCGCGCUGGACUGUUGCGGCCUCAACUUCAGUCGGCACGAGUCCAUCAAACCCGAGGACUUCACCCCGGAGGUCUUCCACUUCUUCGUCAGUAAGAUGUGCCUGCGGCCCGACAUCGACAAGGUCUUUGCCGAGCAGGGCGCCAAAGGGAAGCCGUACCUGACCCUGGAGCAGAUGAUCGAGUUCAUCAACCUCCGGCAGCGGGACCCCCGUCUCAACGAGGUGCUCUACCCCCCGCUGAAGAGCCAGCAGGUCCAGCAGCUCGUCGCCAAGUACGAGCCCAACAGGAACUUCGCCAACAAAGGACAGGUGUCGUUGGACGGAUUCUCGGGAUUCCUCUACGGCGCCGAGAACGACAUCGUUGCCCCCGAGAAGCUGGACGUGAGCGACGACAUGAACCAGCCCCUCCCUCACUACUUUAUCAACUCGUCCCACAACACCUACCUCACAGCGGGCCAGCUGGCGGGGAACUCCUCGGUGGAGAUGUACCGACAGGUUCUGCUGACGGGCUGCCGCUGUGUCGAGCUGGACUGCUGGAAGGGACGCCCCCCCGACGAGGAGCCCUUCAUCACCCACGGCUUCACCAUGACCACCGAAGUGCCCUUCAAGGAGGUGAUUGAAGCCAUCGCGGAGAGCGCCUUCAAGACGAGCCCCUACCCUCUGAUCCUGUCCUUCGAGAACCACGUUGACUCCUCCAAGCAGCAAGCCAAGAUGGCGGAGUACUGCCGGACGAUCUUUGGCGAGGCUCUGCUGAUCGACCCUUUGGAGAAAUAUCCACUUCAGCCCGGUGUGGUCCUCCCGUCGCCCCAGGAGCUGAAAGGCCGAAUCCUCAUCAAGAACAAGAAGAAGCACCAGGGGAAGGUGGGUGAGGGCAGUGUGAGGCACAAGCUGAUCCCACAGACCUCCCAGGGCUACAUAGAAGCAGGGAGCAUCGGGGAGCCCACCUCACCCAGUGCAGUGGAGGCGGGAGACGCGGGACGGCCUCUGGCCAACGGCGACUGCCAGUUACCCCGGGACCUGGAGGAGGCGGUGAAGGUUCCCAGGAAGUCCAUUGAUCGGGAAGCGGAGAGCGACUUCGACGAGGAGGAGGAGCAGGAUUUGAAGAAACAGUCGAGUUCGACUGACGAGGGCACGGCGGGAAGCGAGGUCAACGCCACCGAGGAGAUGUCUACCCUGGUCAAUUACGUGGAGCCAGUGAAGUUCAAGUCCUUCGAAGUGGCCUGCAAGAGGAACAAAUUCUAUGAGAUGUCAUCGAUGGUGGAGACGAAAGGCUUGGAGCAGCUCACCAAAUCGCCGGUGGAGUUUGUGGAAUACAACAAGAAACAGCUGAGCCGCAUCUACCCCAAGGGCACCCGCGUCGACUCCUCCAACUACAUGCCCCAGGUCUUCUGGAGUACCGGCUGUCAGAUGGUAGCACUCAACUUCCAGACCCUCGACCUGCCGAUGCAGCUGAACAUGGGGAUUUUCGAGUACAACGGGGGGAGCGGAUACAUCCUCAAGCCGGAGUUCAUGCGGAGGAUGGACAAGCACUUUGACCCCUUCACCGAGAACAUUGUGGACGGGGUCGUGGCCAACACGGUCUCCAUCAAGAUCAUCUCCGGGCAGUUUCUGUCCGACAAGAAGGUGGGGAUGUACGUGGAGGUCGACAUGUUCGGGCUGCCGAUCGACACCAAGCGCAAAUUCCGCACCAAGAUCAUCACCAACUCCCUCAACACCGUCUGGGACGAGGAGCCCUUUGUCUUCCGCAAGGUCGUACUGCCGACACUGGCCUCGCUACGAGUGGCCGUCUUCGAGGAAGGGAGCAAGUUCAUCGGCCACCGGGUCCUCCCAGUCUCAGCGAUCCGGCCCGGUUACCGCUACAUCUGUCUGCGGAACGAGGCAAACCAGCCCCUCCCACUGCCUGCACUGUUUGUCUACACAGAGGUGAAGGACUUUGUCCCAGACACUCACGCAGAUUAUAUCAAGGCUCUGUAUAAUCCGAUCCAACACGUGAACCUGAUGGAACAGAGAUCCAAACAGCUGGUGUCACUGACCGGUGAGGAUGAGACGUUGCGGCUGGUCAGUCCGGAGACCCCCCACCCCACGGAGGAGGUGAAGAACAAACCGGACGUGUGCACUGUGGCCCCGGUCUCCAGGGGCUCCCUCACUCUGUCCAUCGGCGAGACCAAGCCAAGCGUGGAAACAGGUAACUGCCGCCAGCAAGAGGAUCUGAUUCCCAGUAUUUUAUCAGAGGUGACGGCGACGCCGGUGGAGGAGCUGAAGACGAACAAGGCCUACGUGAAGCUGCUGAAGAAGCAGCAGAAGGAGCUGCAGCAGAUGCAGAGACGACACACGAAGAACAUGGACGCCCUGCGGCGGGAGCAGGCCCAGCGUCUGAGCGAGAUAGAGACCAGCGCCGCACGCCGGCGCUCCCUCGUCACCCGCGCCAUCAAACAGGGCAGCAAGACCACGAACCACCUCGCGUCUCUGGAGCAGCAGCUGGCGGAUCUGGACCGCGAGACGUCCGGCCACGUGUCUGAGCUGAAGCGGUGUCAGCGGGAGGAGCUCGUCGAACUGCGCGCCCAGCAGCAACGCUUCGAGCAGCAUCACAGGAGGGAGCAGUUCGUCCAGCUCCACAACCAGCUGCGGGAGGUGACCGUGGAAGUACACGCUGCCCAGAUGAAGAAGCUGCAGCAGACGUGCGAGAAGGAGAAGAAGGAGCUGAAGAAGGAUUUGGAUCGUCAGCGGCAAGAACAGAUCAACCAGAUAAAACUGAAGGACAAGCAGGCGGAGCUGGCGGAAAUCAACCGGAGGCAUAUUUCCAAAGUCGUCUGUCUGAUCAAACGGCUGGAGGACGCCCAGGGGAAGCGACAGGAGCAGCUGGAACGGAGGCAAUGGGAGGUGCUGAAGCAGAUCGACGAGGAGGGGCUGAAGGGACGGAAGCUUCUGGAAGACAUCUACAAGCAGGAGAUGGAGAGACCGCUGGAGGCUGAGGGCCUGGAGCUCCCGGAGGGCCUCCGGAGCCUGGACUACCACCGGGAGACAGCCCUCGGGCAGGGAGGGGACGCCGGCUGCCCCCCGCAUUCCGGCGCCACCUUGACGGUGGGAAACGCCCAGCAGGACUUCAACACUGUCUUAUGAGGAGCCUUUGCUCCCCCCCCAGCCUCACACUCCCCCCACCCCCAUUCACUGCCAGGACCAGGGGCAAAGGGAUGCUCCCCUCCCCAGAGCACCAGGCUUGACGGACCCGGCCGGGAGGGGUGGUCACUGUGGUGCCAUCCCAAACCACCCUGUGCCCACCCGAGGAAACAUCAGCGAGCAGCAGGUGCUGUUUCCGGGACUCUACUCCACGGCGGAGAACGGGAGGGGCCUGAGGAGUGUGUCUGGGGCGGAUUUGAGACCGGGGUUUAUUCCGUGUGCUACCAGUCGAGUUAAUCAGGUGGGGGUGGGUGCCUGCGUCUGUGUGGUGUUCCGGAGGGUCCGCUGAUAGACUGGGUGAGGGCCGACGGAAAUGAAGAGAUUCUGCAGACGCUGGAAAUCCGCAGCAACACACACACAAAGUGCUGGAGGAACUCAGCAGGCCAGGCGGCGUCCAUGGAGGGGAAUGAACAGUCGACGUUUCGGGCCGAGACCCUUCGU
This is a messenger RNA of Mobula hypostoma (lesser devil ray), 4356 nucleotides long. RefSeq names its product 1-phosphatidylinositol 4,5-bisphosphate phosphodiesterase beta-3-like. Gene Ontology annotation, biological process: lipid catabolic process; release of sequestered calcium ion into cytosol; phosphatidylinositol-mediated signaling. The record is from RefSeq and is a predicted model, not a curated record. Gene Ontology annotation, molecular function: phosphatidylinositol-4,5-bisphosphate phospholipase C activity; calcium ion binding; calmodulin binding. The coding region runs from base 178 to 3858 and encodes 1226 amino acids. The transcript has 33 exons. NCBI's taxonomy places the organism in Eukaryota, Metazoa, Chordata, Chondrichthyes, Myliobatiformes, Myliobatidae.